CGGGCCGAGAAUACGGGAAAACAAGGAAGCAGACUGAGGGCUUGAUGAAGUUCUGUAGCUAGAAAACAAGUCAAUAAAAUACUGUAGCUAUUUGUAUAGUCUAUCACUACCGCAAAAUGAGCAUUUAUUUGGAAAUAUAGUAUUACGUUGAUGUCACUUAUUAUUUUGCGUCCAGCAAUAAUACAGGUGAGAGGUAAUGUUUAUUUAGCUAGCAAGCUAUGCCAGCUCAUCAGGGGUGUAUUCAUUCCGCCAAAUCUGUUAUAAAACGUGUUUUAAACGGAAGCAAACUUAACGAAACGGGGAGGGACCUACCUGAAUUUGUCGAAUAGAACCAAUCGUUUUGCUCUGUUUGCUUUCGUUUGGUUAUUAAAUGGUAAACGGUUUCCGUGAUGAAUACACCCCUGUUGAAUGUAGCUAGCUAGCUAACGCGACUGUCAAUAACACGGCCCGGUUUCCCAAAAAACAUCUUAAGGCUAACUUUAUCGUUAGAACCUUCGUAGGAGCGUCGUUAAAUCUCCGAGCUGUUUCACAAAACCAUCGUUAUUAACGUUGCACUUAAACGCUUGUAGAUGCUUUUCUGCCCUCCCGCGUCACUUUAUACACAGAAGAUCUCUGCUAAACAUAAAAUCACAUGGUUCUCUGUGACCACGUAUAACUUCAGAACAAAGUCGACUACAAAUACGUAGUUGCCAAUAUCUUUGCAAUUGAUACAAACAGGCAACGUAUAAAAAGUUGAUUCAAAUUAAAACCGAGGUGACUGCAUUAACAUAUAAAUACAGGAGACUAUAGGCCUAUUUCAAUCAUAUUGCAAUGCAUUUAAUGUUGAAUAAAUUAUAUUUUGCUACCUGUAGGCUACAUACUGUCUGUAAUUUGUCUCAAUAUAAUUUAUGUAGCCUAACAUGUGCGCAAUGUGGCAAAUCUUAAUUUAGUACAUUAUUAUAGUGUAAGAAUUAGAAUAGCCGCCUCAAUAUUUGCAGUCAUAGGUGAUAGUGUCUUUCUAGGAGCUGAUCCGUCGUCAGCAUUGUGGAAUAAUUAUAAUGUUAAGGUAAGAUUUAAAUGGAGAAAGCUGAUCCGAGAGCAGCGUUGCAUUUCUUUCGAUCCUAUCAGUAUCGACACAUGCCUCAACGACGCAAUUAUAGAGAACGUUCUCUCUGCGUGGUGUUUUGGGAAGCGUAGGCUAUGUUACAUUUUCGGCCUUUGUAGGAAUUAUGCAUCUUUAAAACACUCGUAAGCGAGCAUAAAUUCCAGCGCUAUCGGGAAACCGGGCCCAUUCAUUACGUCUUACAACGGAAACCGUUUACCGUGUAAGAACCAAACUGAAGCAAACAGUGCAAACGCUUUGCACAAACUUUGACUCAUCACAUACGCUGCUGCUACUGUUAUUUAUUCCUAGUUAUAUGUACAUAUACAGUAUACCUCAAUUACCUCGUACCCUGCACAUCGACUCGGUACUGGUACCCGUAUAUAGCCAAGUUAUCGUUACUCAUUGUGUAGUCAUUAUUACGUCUUUUACUUUCCUAUUAUUUCUCUAUUUUUUUUUCUCUACAUUGUUGGGAAGAGCACGUAAUUAAGCAUUUCACUGUUAGUCCACACCAGUUUUUUACGAAGCAUGUGACAAAUGUCUGUUUGGAGUAUUUAACGGUUUCUGUUGCAAAACGUUUUGCAACAGACGAAACGUUUUGCAACAGAAUCGUAACGAAUACACCUCUGUUGUGCAGUGCCUAGCCUCCAAGUUGUGUGAGUGUAGCGACUAGCUAGUUACUCUGUCUGUACAGUACUUAGCUAGCUAUAGCUACCACAUAUAGCUUUCUGGACACUAAAUUGUAUGGUGUAAAUGAGUUGCCAUGUUAUUUGAAUGCCAUUCAAGUUGUCGCCUUCUCAAUCCUGACACAGCCCCUGUCUUGUAAUGAUGCCUGCACGCAGCACUGUUGCUGGUGGUGUGGUAUCCAGUAACAAAGUUAAGUACUCAAGACUAGCUGGCGAUGAGGAUGGCUACAUUGACUUGCAGGUGAGACACAGACAACCUGAUGUUGCACUACAUGCAUAUCUCUAACCUCCCAACCACCUAUAGUUGAGCCCUUUUGGGUAAUCUCUAGCUCUGUCAUAUCACAUAUCAUUGUAAUCUGUGGUCGUCUUGGUUAUUAUGAAUCCAAUCUUUUUACCUUUUAUACCAAACAGUUCAAGAAAAGCCCUCCCAAAGUUCCCUACAAGGCUAUUGCCCUGGCUACAUUCCUCUUCCUGAUUGGCUCCUUACUGAUUGUAAUCGGCGCCCUUCUCCUUGCAGGAUCCAUAGAAGUUUCGGUGAGUAGCUCACAGACGUGCAUACACUAUAUGGCCAAAAGUAUAUGGACACCUGCUUGUCUAACAUCUCAUUCCAAAAUCAUGGGCAUUAAUAUGGAGUUGGACCUCCCUUUGCUGCUAUGACAGCCUCCACUCUUCUGGGAAGGCUUUCUACUAGAUGUUGGAAUGUUGCUGCGGGGACUUGCUUCCAUUCAGCCACAAGAGCAUUAGUGAGGUCAGGGACUGAUGUUGGGCGAUUAGGCUUGGGUCGUUUCGGCGUUCCAAUUUAUCACAAAGAUGCUCGAUGGGGUUGAGGUCAGGGCUCUGUGCAGGCCAGUCAAGUUCUUCCACACCGAUCUCGACAAAUCAUUUCUGUAUGGACCUCGCUUUGUGCAUGGGGGCAUUGUCAUGCUGAAGCAGGAAAGGGUCUUCCCCAAACUGUUGUCACAAAGUUGAAAGCACAGAAUCGUCUAGAAUGUCAUUGUAUGCUAUAGCGUUAAGAUUUCCCUUCACUGGAACUAAGAGGCCUAGCCCAAACCAUGAAAAACAGCCCCAGACCAUUAUUCCUCUUCCACCAAACUUUACAGUUGGCACUAUGCAUUCGGGCAGGUAGCGGUCUCCUGGCAUCUGCCAAAUCCAGAUGUGUCUGUCGGAUUGCCAGAUGGUGAAGCAUAAUUGAUUAAUCCAGAGAACACGUUUCCACUGCUCUAGAGUCCAAUGGCGACGAGCUUUACACCACUGCAGCCAAAGUUUGGCAUUGCGCAUGGUGAUCUCAGGCUUGUGUGUGGCUGCUCGGCCAUGGAAACCCAUUUCAUGAAGCUCCCAACAAACAGUUCUUGUGCUGACGUUUCUUCCAGAGGCAGUUAGGAUGGAGCCACGUUGAAAGUCACUGAGCUCUUCAGUACGGGCUAUUCUACUGCCAAUGUUUGUCUAUGGAGAUUGCAUGGCUGUGUGUUCAAUUUUAUAAAAAUGUCAGCAACGGAUGUGGCUGAAAUGGAAGAAUCCACUAAUUUGAAGAGGUGUCCACAUACAUAUACACUACAAUGGUGCCCUUUGGUGGAAUGAUAUCCUGACUUUGGCUUUAAAGAAACAAUCAGCAGCAACAUCACCUACAGUACCACAGUACUACAGUAUUAUGUGAUGACUUUGAAAUUGUCAUCUGACAAUAGCCAAAAUCCAUCAAAGCCAAAGGAAAUAAAUACCAGUGCUUGACUUGGGCCGGAGCUGUCCGUAACGCCGUACCAGCACUUCUAAUUUUUUGGAAAUUGCGCCCGGCUCCUCUAUAAAAACAAAGUAGCCUAUCGCUGGCCCAGAUUUACACAUCGAAGCAAAAAAGGUUGAUCAAAGCGGAAUGAAGGUGGGAUCUUAAUUGAAUAGCAAUGGAAAGUGGGCAUUCAUUUCCUGAUUCCGCUUUGUUCAAGUUUAUUUGCCGCUAGUCUGCGAAUCUGUGAGUGACAGUAGGUAUAAAAUAAUGACACGCAGACUAACUAGAUCACCAAUUCAAAACAUAACUCAUAGCAGUUAUCUCGCUAGUUAACUAUAGCUAACUAAGCAUUAAUUUCGCUGUUACCUUUCCACCAGCUCUGUAGAGCCUAAAUACAUCUGCACUGUUGGAAUGCUGGGAUUCCCCACUAUUACACAGUAGCCAUGUAAUUGCGGCAACGUAAAAAAUAUUGUAAGAAUAGCCUAAUUGACAAAUAACUUGCUGUGUAUAAACAUGUCUAAUUAGAUACAUUGCUUUUAAGUAUCAUACCUUAUCCAUUUGAUCCCUGAUUUAUUGAAUGAGGGAAUAAUUUUAUAGUCCCGUGUAGCUCAGUUGGUAGAGCAUGGCGCUUGCAACGCCAGGUUUGUGGGUUCGAUUCCCACGGGGGACCAGUAUGCACUCACUUAUUGUAAGCCACUCUGGAUAAGAGCGUAUGCUAAAUGACUAAAAUGUAAAUAAAGACAAAAGUAUUUGGUUGUAAUGUUGAAAAAGCCAAUCCUACACACCCAGGAGCUCUCCAGAUGGAGGGUUGACCACAUGUUGUCAACAUGUGACUAACAGUGCAGUUCUGUGUGUGGUGCUAAGUGCCUUGAUCAAGGGCACAACGGCAGGAGGUGGUAGGUCUACAUGGGAUCAGACACAGCAGCUUUCCAGUGUCAAUAAUGCUUACUUUUUCAUGUAGGCUAUAAUAAUAGUCAUGAAAAUUUGGUUAAAAGUCGCGGAGAAGUCAUGGAAAAUGUGUAUAAACCGUUAACAGUGAAUAAUCAGAGGUCUCUAUAGCAUAAUGUCAUUUGUGAAUUUCGGUGAACAUAGUCUAAUGGACCGACUUGGAAAAAGACAGCUCCUGCACUGCUUCCAUCCCAAGUCAAGAACUGUACAAUACUAUACAAGCAUUUCGCUACACCCGCAAUAACAUCUGCUAAAUAUGUGUAUGUGACCAAUAAAAUUGGAUUUGAUUAAAAUGUAAUUGUAAAAGACAAUGGCAGGUUAUUCAUUGCUUUCCUCUUCAGGAACAUCCUAAAGGGGAUCAAUGUAUCAGGUCUCCUAUGUUCCUCCACCACCUGGUUGAUUGAGCUUGAGGUGUACUCCUUUCCUGGGUGUCCGUGCAUUUCACAUUCCCCACCCAUGUAGAUCAGUGAGCAUUCAAUUCAAGAUAUUUCAAGAGGAUUCUCAUCUCAACCGUAUGUGUGCAUAACAUUAAAAACAAACCCCUAAAUUGAAACAGAUUUACAUAAUUGCAUGCCAUGAAACAUGUAGUCCUGUAUGGGGUCAUUAGUGUCCAUUUCCAGCACACUCCCUCUAGUGUGACAUCACUUGGACGAUAAAUGCUGUGUGUGUUGACUGGCCAUGUGGAGAUCUGUGUGCCUAAGUAGUACUUCUUCUUACAGCCCUGCCUCCUCAGAGGGUUGUAGUAUGGUGUUGUAUGAUACAUAUGUGCCAUAUUGUCAUUUGAUGGAUAAAGAGUGCCUGUCUUUGUGUUUUUUUAUCUGUGAAAGAUACUGACACAUAGGCUAAUUCGUUAAUCAGGCACAGAUGGUGAUACAUAGACUAAAUAGGCACUUCUUUUUCAGCACCCGGACCGUACAGUUCCAGUCCUCAUUAUUGGGAUCCUCGUCUUCCUUCCUGGAUUCUACCAUUUACGAAUCGCCUACUACGCCUCCAAGGGUUACCGCGGAUACUCCUAUGACGACAUUCCAGACUUUGACGACUGAGCCAUCAUUUUCCCUCUGAGCUGCAUGAGACUGUUUAACCUUGAGGAUCUCCCAGACUGAGAAACAGCAUCACCAAGUGGCUUAUCUUUACUCUCUUGAUUGUAUUGAAUAUCACACGUCUGCAAUUUGACUGUGGCUUUAAACGUAAGAAUAUUUAUUACUGAUAGAGUAUUAUAGAUUACGCAAGAGUAUUUAACAUGUGCAAGGCCUGUUAUAUAUUUCUGUCUUGACUAUCUGUUUGUAAUGCUCUCUAAAGAUGUGUGAUUGGUUGUAAAAGAGACUAUCCAGUUUACGUUACAUAUUUAUGAUAAUAAUAAAAGAAAAUAAACAAUCCAAUGGCAUGGCAUUAUGUACAAAUGUUUUUUUUGUAUCUUUGUUUUUGAUUAAAAUAGGAAAAAUUAUACACU
Coregonus sp. 'balchen' is the source of this 5882-nucleotide messenger RNA. Lineage: Eukaryota; Metazoa; Chordata; Actinopteri; Salmoniformes; Salmonidae. The record is from the annotation of a GenBank genome assembly.